Eucalyptus grandis is the source of this 1983-nucleotide messenger RNA. Its product is annotated as L-type lectin-domain containing receptor kinase IX.1. Gene Ontology annotation, molecular function: ATP binding; protein kinase activity; carbohydrate binding. Bases 1 to 1983 code for a protein of 660 amino acids. Gene Ontology annotation, cellular component: plasma membrane. The record is from RefSeq and is a predicted model, not a curated record. The transcript has 2 exons. Gene Ontology annotation, biological process: protein phosphorylation. NCBI's taxonomy places the organism in Eukaryota, Viridiplantae, Streptophyta, Magnoliopsida, Myrtales, Myrtaceae.
AUGUCUUGUUCUCUUCCUUUGUGCUCUCUUUUGAUCAUUUUCUCCCUCGUCUACUCUCCCGUUAUCCCCUUUGUCAGUUCUCUUCACUUCAAUAUAAGCGACUUUGACACGAGUAGAGGCGACAUACUACUCGAAGGACUUGCGAGAAUUGUAGCUGGAUCCGUUGUUCUCACCGAAGGCAGAGUAGCACCAGUGUAUGAAGUAGGCCACAUGCGGUAUGCCAAAUCCAUAGCUAUAAAGGAUUCUACUACCGGGAAACAAGCAGACUUCUCUACUAAUUUCUCUUUCACCAUUGAUAGUUACAACUACAGUCAUCAUGGUGAUGGCAUUGCCUUUUUUCUUGCUCCUGUGGACUUCUCAAUCCCACCCAACUCCGCUGGUGGAUACCUAGGAGUCUUCAAUGAGAGCACAGUUUAUGGGCCUUACAGAAUUGUGGUCAUUGAGUUCGAUAUUUCCUUUUCUGGCAUACCAUUUGAUCUUCCAACCGAGCACAUAGCAAUUGACGUAAACUCAGCCUCGCCAAAGGCUCAUGAACCUUGGAAUUUUACAGCAUACGACAACAAGGUAACUAAUGUUAUGGUGACCUAUGACUCUACUAGCAAGAAUCUUAGUUUAUUCUGGUCAUUGGAUGACCAGCUGGUUCCUCCGGAUAGCAAAAGUUCCUCGCUUUCUCACCAAGUUGAUCUUGCUGAAGCUCUUCCUGAAUCAGUAUUUAUUGGAUUCUCAGCUUCUAAUGGCAACAUUUCAGCGAAACACAGCAUCAAUUCAUGGGAAUUCACCUCAAACUUGGACGCUGUGCCUGGCCCGCCCGUGGAUCUGCCAAAUGGGGUAAAAGAGGAUAUGUCAGGGGUAAGUAAGAUGUACAGGAUGGUAACAAUCAUCACUUUUCCCGUAGCAUGUUUGUUGCUAGUCAUUUCGGCAGGUUCUUGCUUGUUUAUGAUCAAGAAGAGGAAAAAAAAUGAGUUUCAGGCUUUGACUCACACUGACAAAGAGAUAUUGGCAUUGCCGCUGAAAUUCUCUUAUCAAGAGUUGCUUGUUGCAACAAAUGACUUUGCAAGUGAUCGAAGACUAGGCCAAGGAGGAUCCAGCCAAGUUUACAGAGGAUUAUUGAACCGUUUCAAUCGCCUAGUCACCGUCAAAAGAAUCUUUGCAGAGUCUAAACAUUCAGAGAAGGUCUUCACCAAUGAAGUGAAGAUACUAAGCCGCAUGAUACACCGAAAUCUGGUGCAAUUCAUUGGAUGGUGCCAAGAAGAAGGUGAGUUUUUGCUUGUUUAUGAAUAUAUGCCUAAUGGUAGCCUUGAUAAUCAUCUCUUUGGAACACGAAAAAAUUUGCCAUGGGAUGUGAGGUACAAGAUAGCUUUAGAGCUAGCAUUAGCCCUCAACUAUCUUCAUGAAGAACUAGAGCAGUGCGUUCUCCACAGAGAUAUAAAAGCCGCCAAUAUAUUACUCGACAUGAGCUUCAACACAAAGCUCGGAGACUUUGGUGUGGCUAAGCUCGUUGACCCUCGGUUCAGGACACAAACAACGGACGUGGUAGGGACAUAUGGUUACUUGGCGCCAGAAUAUUUGAGUGAAGGUAAGGUUACUAAAGAAUCCGACAUGUUCAGCUUCGGGGUUGUGGCUCUAGAAAUCGCAUGCGGUAGGAGGACCUAUCAGGAAGGAGAAUUUCACAUUCCGCUGCGCAAGUGGGUUUGGCAGCUUUACCUUGCUGGAAACAUGCUUGAAGCAGUGGACGAAAUAUUGGGUUCGAGUUUCGAUAGGAAGGAAAUGGAAUGCUUGAUGAUGGUGGGACUAUGGUGUGUGCAUCCAGAUCCCAAGAUGAGGCCAAAAGCGGGACACGUUAUAAGAUUUCUUCAGCUAGAAGUCCCGGUGCCUGAGUUUCCACGUGGCACCUAUGAGGCCUCCACUUCAUAUCAGUUGUCGGCACUAAGAAUAGAGUCUCCCUCUUCUAUGCAAGAAAUCAGUUCCUUUUCAGCUAGAUAG